Triplophysa dalaica is the source of this 9830-nucleotide messenger RNA. It is a transcript of the gene cica, whose product is annotated as capicua transcriptional repressor a. The record is from RefSeq and is a predicted model, not a curated record. Gene Ontology annotation, biological process: regulation of transcription by RNA polymerase II. The coding region runs from base 314 to 7516 and encodes 2400 amino acids. The transcript is spliced from 20 exons. Gene Ontology annotation, cellular component: nucleus. Gene Ontology annotation, molecular function: DNA-binding transcription factor activity, RNA polymerase II-specific; RNA polymerase II transcription regulatory region sequence-specific DNA binding. Lineage: Eukaryota; Metazoa; Chordata; Actinopteri; Cypriniformes; Nemacheilidae.
UAGCCUAGAACCUAAACGGCUGGACUUUUUUCUCAUUUGGGUGGCUUUGCGGAAGAAAAACAACCUUUGCAAAACCAGCCUCGGGGGUUCAUUGGUUUCAUCUGCUUGAUUUUCGCAUCGACGUUAGUUCGACGGCGCCGCACGUAUUUACAAGGAUCUAAUUUAAGAAGGAAAGGAAAAGCAAGCAGGAAGAUAUUAAAGGGAAAAAGAAAUAAGGGGCGGGAUGCAAGAGAGAAACAGACUGGAAGAUAUUGAUAGGCUGGGACACACCGGAAAACAAGAGGAUUAAAGAAUCUCCUAAAGCUCGAAAGAAAUGAAGCCUAUUAAAAAACAAGGAAGACGGUCACCCCCCUCCACUCGCGCCAAGGGAGUUAAGAGAAGGACAGCAGAUUGUAGCCCACAAGAAGAGAAGCGAGACACUGAAGAAAAAACCCAAACUUCACCUACCUCUCCCAAGAGGCAAAUCUCCUCAAAUUCAGACUCGUCGCAGGAUGGGCCAGUGAGAGGCGAGUGUCCAGAAAAGGAGGGAGUCCAAAGCAACAUCAUUCUCAGUAUAGCAGGGGAUUGUGGGAAGGUAGAGGAGCGUCCUGGGAGCUCCAAAUCUGGUGGAACCCAGAGCGACAGCAACAGUAGCACUACCAGUGCCAGCAAUAGCCCUUCAUCUAAUCGCAAGACGGCCACUUUUAAGGCCCGUGUGCCCAAGAAGAAGUACACCUCUGAGCACUGUGCUGGAAACCAUGGCAACGGCAGCACUCCCAGCACACCCCCACAAAUCAGCAGCAGCAGCUCUCACAAUGGUGCUUGUGCUAGCCGGGGCCCAGAUGCCUCUGUUGCACACGCAGACCCACACGGCCAAAGCCAGCCAGCUGAGGAGAGCUUCAUUGGGUACUCGCACGACAGUGUAACUGUUCCUAGAGCUGCUUGUGAGGGAGGAGAGAGGGAUGGGAUUAGCGCAUCCAGUCCGCAGCGUUGUUCCUCGACAGAUACAGCAAGUGAGCAUUCGGCUGAACUAGAAGUGACAGCAUCAGGACCAGAUCCUCACUCCAAAUCCCAAAAGCCACAAUCACAUAGCACUUCAACAGUUCUUGCCAAGGGUCUCAAGAAUCAGAGAGUUCUGGCACGACAAAGCCCCAGAUUAGGGGAGGGCUGGCCUCCCGAUAGGGGCCGUAAUAUGUCGGGAGUGUUUCGUGCCGGCGUUGUUCGAAGAGUCAGCGAGGAGCAAGGGAGUGUAGAGGUGCAGCUUAACGGAGAGAAGACCAUAUGCAAGUAUCCUUUUCGAGUGGCUACAGAUUUUGUUGAUUUAAUUUUGGAUGCACCCCCUCCUGGAAUGGCCCCAGUGGCUAUAGGCACACAAGUCUGUGUUCCCUUUGGAGGAGGCGAUGAGGGCGGCGAGGGAGCUCGACAGUGGUACAGAGAAGGUGUAGUCACUCAAGUUGAUCAGCAUCCUGCUGUGUCUUUUCCAUACCGUGUCCAGCUACGGGAAGAUCUAUCCGAUGAUAGAAAGGAGAGGAGAGAGGAAGAUGUAAGGGGGAUCAACGCCCAGGCCAUUUGGGUGGCAAGACAGAAUCUCCGCCUGCUGGUUCCUCCAUGGGACUUGGAGCCCCCCCAGCCAGCUGAACCGGGGAGUGGCGGCAGGAGGGGGAGGGAAAGAGAAUGGGAGGAAAGAGAGGAGAUGGAGGUUGAGCAGGAGGUCUUCUGCCUGACCAGAACCGCAUUUGAACUUCAGACUUUUCAGCAUCCUGUAUCAGUACCUUUUACAUCACCUCUUUCUUCAUCCUCUGUUGUUAGCACUGCCAUCACCCCUGUACUAAGUGUAGCUCCAAAUAGAGACUGGGAACAUAACCGAGAAAAGGAUUAUGAGAGAGACAGAGACUUGCAGAGGCACUUAGAGAGAGAAAGGGAAAGAGAUAGAGAAAGGGAGAGGCACAAGCAUCAUCCUCUUCAUCCCUCCACCCCGGAGGAAGACAUGGAGGUCAGCCGUCUUAGCCAGCAAAGCAAAGCUCUAGGGCUUCCCUCUCAACAUAGACCUAUUCUUUCAAAACAAAGCUACCUCAGCACACACCCUCACCUUUCUAUGGUUAGAGGCACCCCAAUUGCACCUCACCUGCCCCUCGCCCCUCAUCCAAAUCAUCCCCCUGUGGUUUUGGGCCUGGAUUCAGCUACAGGGACAGCAGUUAUCUCCUCCACACCCCAGCUGCCUCCCCUGCCUCCUACAUCUUCAAGAGGCUCUCUGGACAAGACCCCCAACUCUAAUUCACACAGUGCGUCAGGAGGGGGCGGGUCUGGGUCUGGGUCUUCCUCCUCUUCGUCACGUUCCCGCACGCCCCUCACGGCUGCUCAGCAGAGGUACAAGAAAGGAGAUGUGGUGUGCACCCCUACAGGCAUCCGUAAAAAGUUCAAUGGCAAGCAGUGGCGCAGACUGUGUUCCCGCGAGGGCUGCUCGAAAGAGUCCCAGAGACGCGGCUACUGUUCCCGCCAUCUCUCUAUGCGCACCAAGGAGAUGGAAGCUGGAGGUGGGGUGGGCCGAGACCGAAGCGGUGCUAGCAGCACCGGGACUAUCACGCCUGACCUUCGCUUAGGUGGACGCACCAGCAGUGAGUACGACUGGGAUGACAACUCACGAGACAGCAGUGAAGCUAGCAGCCGUGGUGGGGACUCUCGGCCACGUCUGGUUAUGACCUCACUCAUUCCACAAGAUCUGGCCCGCUUUGACUUUGAUGAGUGUGAGGCUGCUAGUAUGCUGAUGUCACUCAGUAGCUCACGCUCAUGCACGCCUUCCUACUCGCCUGUCUCCAACCAGUCACCAUUCUCCCCAGCACCGUCCCCCUCCCCCUCUCCGCUGUUUGGCUUCCGCCCAGCUAGUUUCAGCCCUAUUACUGCACCUUCAUCUCUGACCCCUCGUCGCCCUCGGCACUUUAGUGGCCCCAAGAUUCUGGGCACCCCCAAUGCAGAACGAGAGCGCCAACACUCUGGCAUCGUGCCCACUUUUCAGACCAACCUGACGUUUACUGUACCUAUGAGCCCCAGUAAGCGUAAGCUAGAUGCCCCACCACCCCCACUGCCCAGUGCUGACUAUCCAAAAUCUGAUCCCCAUGACCCUGCACUUGGCCUCAAUGCUCCAGGAUUCAGAGUUCUGUCUCCCCAAAGCCAGCUUGCCAACCCUUCUUCUCUUUCAUUCCCUCGACAGAGGAGCACCACAAGUCGGCCUUCAUCUUCUGCUGCCUCAACACCUCCCCCCAUGCUAGUUUCCCCAACACCGCCCUCACCUCUGCCACAGGACCCAAGCUCACGGCGCAUCGUUCCACUUCGUGAUUCCCCUGUCAUUGUUCGGAAUCCAGAUGUACCUUUGGCAAAGUUCAGUGAUGGUCCCAUGAGCCGUAGAGGAAGCUCACGCUCAAGAGAGCAAAGCCAGCCUCCUCACCUGGCUGUUGGACUCCAGGCCCCCGUGCCCAUCAACGGCACUGCCACCAACGGAGCCGUUCGGCUCCGGAGUCCUCCACCCACUUUAGUCUUGGUGACCUCCUCCCAGUCUUUGACACCUGUGGCACCCGGACAUCAAACUUACUCAAACUCCACUACUUUGAAUGUGUCCACCUAUGAUACUGGUCCUGUCUUAGCAGUAUCUGGCUCGGGAGGGAAAGAGCAAGAAAGAAAGCCAGGUGGUCAUUCAGAUGCAGGUGGUGGCGCUUUGCCGCAGCCCGUUGCUUGCCAUCCUUCACCUACAGCCCUGUUACCCCUCAUCCUCCCAGCCGAGUCCCCUCAUCCUGCUCCCCGCAAGGACAUCAUCAUAGGACGACCUGGCACUGUCUGGACCAACGUUGAACCGCGCUCUGUACCAGUGUUCCCAUGGCAUUCAUUGGUUCCUUUUUUGGAGACAAGCCAAUCAAAAAUGUCCACCCAGCCUGCGGACAGCCAAACACUUCAUCAGAGCAAAGAACCACGGUGUGGAGUUGCCCUUGUGACCGAGGGACGUUCUGACCAACCAGCACCAGAGAGAGGUUCCCCAUCGUGCCCUCCUCCUGCUGAAGAUCCACCUAUGGAGAGAGAAGGAGGCGACAGUGAGACAGAGAGUGAUGCAGAUGAUCUAUUUUUUCCAGGUGUGGCCCAUGAUCCGUCUCCAUCCGCCAGUGCGAAGCGACGCACACAGUCUCUAAGUGCACUGCCCAAAGAAGGUGACAAGAAGAGGGAAAAGGACCACAUCAGAAGGCCGAUGAACGCCUUCAUGAUCUUUAGUAAGCGUCACCGUGCGCUGGUGCAUCAACGACACCCUAACCAGGACAACCGCACCGUCAGUAAAAUACUGGGCGAAUGGUGGUACGCUCUGGGAGGCAAAGAGAAGCAGAAGUAUCACGACCUUGCCUUCCAGGUAAAAGAGGCACACUUCCGGGCUCACCCCGAUUGGAAAUGGUGCAACAAAGACAGGAGGAAGUCUCUGUCUGAGGGCAGGGGAACUCCAGGGGCAAAAGAAGCUCGCGAGCGCAGCAUGUCUGAAAGCACAGAGGGCAAUUCUGCAUCUCAGGGGCCAGAACCGAAAGGAGCCGGGCCCAGCUGGACAUCACCCCGGGGUGACGGGCACGCAGGGCAGCAUCAGCGACCUCGCGCCUUUUCUCACAGUGCCGUGAAUGCUCUGGAGAGUAGAGAGGAAGAGAGAGAGCUAGAAGGUGCUGGUCUGUUUCAGCCCCGCUCCCAGAGGAGGGCCAGUGAGGACGUUACCAGUGACGAAGAGCGUAUGGUGAUCUGUGAGGAAGAAGGGGAUGAUGAUGUCAUAGAGGAUUCGCUUACCGAGGGCUCUAUAGACCUGAAGUGUAAAGAGAGAGUGACAGACAGCGAUGACGACAACGAUCAUCCAGACGAAGCUGACUGCAAGCGCACUUUCCACUCGGUCCAUUCCUCUUUGCCGUUUUCUCCUGGUGGAGAGGGGCAAGAGAACACAAAGAAGAAAAGAAGAGGCAUGGGGGGAGCGGAACAGGAGAAUGGGGAGCUUAAGGAAGGCAGAGGAGGAGGAGGGGGACAGGUUCCUCCUCACCCAAUUUCAGCCUCAGUGGCUAGCCAAAAUGCUACGAUGCCUCACGGUGCGGGGACGUACAAUGCUGGCGGUGUACGGAUGGCCCCUACCAUAGUGACCAAUGUCGUUCGUCCCAUCACAAGCACCCCUAUCCCCAUCGCCAGCAAACUAGCUGACGGAGGCAUGCCUGUUGGGACCUUACCUCUAGAUUGGAAAUCCAAGCUACUGAUUGGUUCUGGCGAUGCAGCAGGGGGUGGGUACCUACCCUCUUCUUCUCCUAAACCUAAUAGCCAAGGAAGCUUAGUCACCGGGGUAGUCCUAGGAGGCACCUUCUCUAACCAACCCACCGUUAGGCUUAUCACCCCACCCCAUCCUGCUCCAUGCAAUGGGACGGCGAGCAACAGCUCCAUACCCCUUCCCAUAAUUCACCCACAGUUCCUUCCUGCCACCUCUAUAACAUCCGCUAGUGUCGGAAAACCUGUGACACAGGUGCAGUACAUCCUUCCAACGUUGCCUUCAUCAGCCAAUCCUAACAGCCCCUCCUCGCUGCAGAUCCAGCAGCCAUCCAGUGUCCUUGCUUUGCCCAGUGCACCGCAUAAUCACGCGACCCUAUCCAAUGGGGUACACUCAGGGGGAGGCCAAGGAAUAAGAUAUGCCUCAGUCCCAGCAAUGGGAGGAGUCAGCACAUGUGGAGGAGUUCAAGCACAGUCCCCAGUCCUGCAGAGCAAGAUGCUGGUUCCCAUGGCAACUGUCGCAGCAGGAUCCACACCUCCGCAGCCAAUUUCUCUGGUGGGUCCACCCCUUCCUGUUCAAAAUGGGGCUCAACCAGGAAGUAAGAUGAUUCAAAUUGCACCAAUGCCAGUGGUCCAAACAAAUAUGCAUCCCGGAGGCUCAGUGCAAACUGGUACCUCCUUCCCUGUCUCUAUGGCAACCGCGACUGUCGUGGCCUCUGGCCCCACCCCUCCGCAGACUGUACUUUUGACACAGCCACCCACGAGGAUCACAUACGUCCAGUCUUCUCCUGGAGUAGCCACACCUUUGCCAUUGGGAUCUACACCUGCAGUCUCCUCCACCCAGCAGGCUCUAUCCCCCGCGGGUCGACCUUUCUUGCAGUCUCCGGUGGCAACUCUUGGCUUUACUGCAAUUGCCCCUGCUGGCCAGACUUUGGUGCAACCUAUCCAAAGUCAGCCACCCCUCCUGGCUGCACAAGCCUCGACAGCCACCCGUCAGGUUGUAGCUGCCGUUUACCCAAAUGGCAGUCUCGCAGGAGGGGUUGUGUCCAUAACAGCCGUGCCACACAGCACCGCAAGUUCCACAUCCACCCCAGUGACAUCCCCAUCAUCUCAAAUCAAAACCUCCUCAAACCUGACCGCGCAACAGCACCCGCAGGCAGACAGGCAGUCUCAGGUAAACAUGCAGAUGGAGGGUGAGAGAGAAGUAGAGUCGAAGAAAAAAGAUGCACUGAGAGAACCCAUAAUGUCUAAUGAUGGACGUCAGACACCAUCUAGUGGUGUGGAGGAAGCAGUGCAGCCCACCGGUACAUCACACACAAAUGCAGGUCAACAUUAUGAAUUUAAGGAUGAUGGAAAGAAAGGAAGCAAAUCAGAGAGAGAGUACGAGAGAAGUGUUGAAGGGGCUGCGUCUCAAACAGAGAGAGCUGAGAGAGCGAGAGCGAUGGAUGGAGUGACCGAGACUCCAUCCGAGACCAACAACAAGGAGGCAGGACGGAGGGAUGCCUGUGCCCUGGACCCUCCACCACCUCCUGUACAGACUGACGCCCCUUCGACUAAAAAGACCAAGUUCCGCCCUCCUCCACUUAAGAACACCACCGAUUCUGCUGGCAGGGUAUCAUUCGGCCCCUCUUUUGAAGAGCGUCUUGCCGAGUUGCCGGAGUUUAAACCAGAGGAUGUCCUUCCCUCUCCCAAUCUACAGAGUCUUGCAACUUCACCUAGAGCCAUACUGGACAGCUACCGGAGAAAGAGAAGAAACUCCACAGAUCUAGACUCCGCCGAUGACCCCAGUUCACCGAGGAGGAAGAGUCGCCGUCUGUCCAGCUGCAGCUCAGAGCCCAACACACCCAAGAGUGCUGCCAAGUGUGAAGGAGAAAUCUUUACCUUUGACAGGACCGUUGGAGAGACAGAACAUAUUCUGGAGGAGUUGGAGCGUGUGCCACCCUCGUCUCUGCGUCGAAUGCUGGACCAGCGGCGAGCGCUCGUAAUGCAGCUGUUCCAGGAGCACGGCAUCUUUCCCUCAGCUCAAGCCACAGCUGCCUUUCAAACUCGCUACUCGGACACUUUUCCCAACAAGCUGUGCCUGCAGCUGAAGAUCCGCGAGGUACGGCAGAAGAUUAUGCAGAACGCCAGCAGUUCGGAAGUCAUAGGCGUGGCCAGCGGCUCUGACUCCGCCUCCACCCCUGGACCAUCCAAUCCAGUGCCCAGGGAGAAUUCCGAGCCGGAAGAAAGGGGGAGGACUUCGGAAGCGCCAAAGAAAGACGCGGGCGAUCUGCCGUAAAAGAGAUGAAGAACGACGGAGAAGAUAAACGGAGCGGAAAGACGAAGGAUAAGUGUAGGGGCGGACGAUAGAAUUGCGUAAAACCAUUUCCCCUGCCGUUAAACAGCUCCUCGUGGAUGUGGAUUUUGCUUCAUUUCUAUCGGAAACGGUUUCGUUGCCAUUCGGGUUCACUUCGUCGAUGUUUUGUUGUUAUAUGCACACACAUGCUCACGGUCACACACUUUAUGCAAUGAACACAGAAACGUCACUUUCACGCGUUAACAAGUUGCACAAGAAUCGCACUCGUUUGCAUAUGCCACUUGUGUUAGGCAGUCAUUGGUCCGCCUCGGCGUUAGGGGGCGUGGCUUCACUUUCUGUCUGAAGUUUCGAGCCCUUCAAUGCUGCACCACAGGCAGCACCAAACCAGCCUGUCUGCACAUGCUCAGUAAGCCCCCGCCGGGUAAACACGGGCUAGCACAGAUUUUUUUUUAUCGAAUGGACUGAAUGUUUUAACAAAUAGAAGAGAUCUUAGACUGUUUGAGGUACCGGUAACUUUCAAUCCAAAAUGGGGAGGGGGGAAAUGCGUUUGCACUUUUAUUUGUGAGAGACUGAGAUGGAAAGCAAUAGACAGGGAGGAGCAGGGUCUUCAUGCGAAUAUUACGCCCCCGUUGCGGGUAACAUGCGUUUGCUUUUAUUGUACUUCAGCGUGGGCUGUAAAUUUAAAAACAGGUUUUUUCCCCAGAAGCAACAAGCUCGUAAUCACCUAGACCAGCGGAGCAGAAAACAGGCUACGGUGACCGCCAAUAACGCAUCACAACACAGCACAUUCAAACCGAAAAAGGAUCACAUCACCCUCAGAAGAAUGAAAAGAAGAUAUAAAGGAAUAUAGACACUACCCCUCUUUGAAUCAACUCGUAAUUAUGCUUUGUCGUUCGUUGUUGUGUCGUAAUGGUGGAAUUGACUGAUAUAUUUUUUGUAUUAGCUUGCGCCUCUCUUACUCAAGUAAUAUUUUAAGCAUGGACUAAUCCAGCUAUCUAAGUGUUGGAGCAAAUAAGUCAUAAAAAGACUCUGUUUUAGCUGAAGCUCCUCUUCUCUGGCCUCAAGUUUAGGUUUUUCCUGUACACUGUAUAUAACCGUAACGGCUGGGGAAGGGGGGAUAGGGUGGGCUUAAAGCUCUCUCUGUUCGUUUCCUCUAUUCUUUCGUUCGUUUUUAUAUUUCAAUCAGGUGUUUGCACAAUAUGUGGUCCUAGACCAUGGUUUAAAUCAGGAAAGUAUUUGUUUUUAGAUAUUUAAAAACUAACCAACAACCUUGUUCCAUUGUGUUUGAUUCUCCCCCUUUCGUAUCCCCCUUAUUUUUUCACGUCCUUGAAACUUUUAACUGAAGUGUUGAUGGAAAGCGCCACUUUAAGCGCUGGUCUGGAGUCAGAGUGAGCUUUGCAGCCUGGCACGACUUCGGGAUUACGCAAGGGACGGCUGACCCGAGACCAGCGCUGCGGCGGCAUUUCUCAGGAUCUCCUCUUUCUCGCUCUGCCUCUUCUUUCAUUGGUGCAAUAGGACAUGUGGGUGGGCAAUUUUUAUUGAAGUAGAUGAGUCACCUGUUAGUGCCAUAGAUUUUCACUGUAUGAGCUGUAAUAAAAUGAUAUAUGUAUUGAAAAGAGAGGGGGGUAAAGAAAUAUAUUACAUUUUAGAAGUAAGUCUUGAGAGAGAAUCCAAAACGAAAAUCAAAAAAAAAAGAAAAGAAAAAUGGAUAAAAAAAUUAACCUAGCACUUUUUUCGCGUCUAGUUUUGCUGAAAGAGAAGGAGCGAUGAGUAUAAAAAUGCUCCUCUGUCUUCACUUGAAUGUGUGACAAUAUAAAUGUAUAAAUAUAUCUAUAUAUUUCUAUAUGUCCAUGAUAUACAGAUGUCUGUGUGUGUGCGAGCGUACGGGCGUAUAUAUGACAUGCACCUUAACAAAACCCGUUCCCAAGCAAAAGCGUUUUAUAUUUUUCCAGAAAUAAUGCAGGGGCACUACUUCAAAAGACUGUUAGCAUAAGCCUGUGAACUGGUGGCUACUGGAAAGAUGGACUGAUUGAAAGGCAUAUAUAACCAUUCAACUCGAUUCUUAUUUUCGGCAUUUUCUUUUGUCCUUCCCCUACAUCAGACAUGCUUGCACACACACAAACAUACCUGCACAUGUAUGCGUGUACAACCUAUGAUUGUGUAUUCAAUAAACUGUCUUUACGUUGGAGGAGUUUUAGAACGAGAUGGGUGAGUGUAAACUCAUCAGCAGGCAUGUUGACCAUGUGCAAUAUUUCUAAACAAGAGAUUAUUGAAAAAGAUUAAAGACCUAACACAA